GACCGAUACAGACGUGUUCAACGUAAAAAGUAGAAAGAUGCCUCGCAAAGGUGGAAAUUUGGAAAUUUUCGUGCAACAAAACCGCGAAGAAAACGUUUCCAAGGAAAUCAGCAUACAUUAGAAGAGGAAACUGAAGCAACGUCGUCUGCUGCAAAAAACUGAAAUCUACGGAUUGUGAUUUUUUUAUAAAUCAAACUCAUGGCUACAGAUUCAUCGAAAUCUUUACCGUUUACAGCGCUCUUUCACAAAUGUUAAUUUGUAAAGAAUGUAAAAAAGAUAUAAAUUUAGCUGAAACGGGAAAUCGUGGAUUGGGUUUCAAAAUUGUCAUUACAUGCUCAUGUGGUAUAAGAAAAAUUGACUCAGGUCCUUUUGUAAAUAAUGCCUAUGAAAUCAAUCGAAGAAUAGUAUUUGUUAUGAGACUGUUGGGAAUUUGUAGAGAAGGUAUUAAUAUUUUCUGUGGUCUCAUGGAUAUAUGUUGGAAAGGAUUGAAUGUUUCUGUGUAUUACGGCUGCUGUAGAAAAUAUUCACACUGCAGCAAAUGCAGUUUUCCAUGCGUUAUGUCGCAAAGCAGCAGAAGAAGAAAAGGAAUUAAUUUCACAGAAAGAAAAUCCAGCUGUAAAUUUCACAGUUUCUGGUGAUGGAACGUGGAAAAAGCGUGGUUUUUCGUCAUUAUUUGGUGUGACAACGCUUAUAGGACUAAACACUGGAAAAAUAAUUGACCUUAUUGUAAAAAGCAGUUACUGCCAAUCUUGCACAUUUUGGAAAAAUAAAAAGAAUACUCCGGAAUAUUUUGAAUGGCUCGAGACUCAUGAAGAAACAUGCACCAUUAAUCAUUCUGAAUUAGCUGGAAAAAUGGAGGUGGAUUCAAUGCAAGAAAUGUUUUUAAGAUCUGAAGAAAAAUUUGGUGUAAAAUAUGUUAAUUAUGUCGGUGAUGGUGAUUCGAAAACUUUUAGAGCACUUCUGGAUUUACAACCUUAUGGCCAAGAUGUAAUAUUAAAAAAAAGUGAAUGUGUCGGACACGUAGAAAAACGAAUGGGUACUCGAUUGAGAAAUAUUAAAAAGUAGCGAAACUUGGAGAAAAAGGAAAAUUGACAGACGCACUUAUAAAAAAAUUAACAAAAUAUUAUGGAUUGGCGAUAAGAAGGCAUUCAGAUUCCGUAAGUGAUAUGAAGAAAGCCAUAAUGACUACUUAUUAUCAUAUGUGUUCGACAGAAGAAAAUCCGCAACAUCAAUAUUGUCCACUGGGAGCUGAAAGCUGGUGUAAGUGGCGAGUUGCAGAAGCGACUGGAAAACUUGACGAGUUUGAGCAUCAGCCUGCUUUUCAUAAAAGUGUUCAAGAUCAUCUGUUGUCAAUUUAUGAAGAUCUGUCCAAAGAUGAAUUAUUACAAAGAUGUUUAGGUGGAUACACUCAAAAUUGUAACGAAAGUUUUAACGCAUGCAUUUGGCGUCUAGCUCCGAAACAUCUCCACUGUGGUUCAAAGACUAUAGAAAUUGCUGCUUAUCUGGCUACCGCAAUAUUUAAUGAAGGUUAUUUUCCGAUAUUAAAAAUGAUGGAAACAAUGGGCAUUAUUAUUGGACAACAGAGCAAAACAUUUGCCGAAGAUCAUAAUGACAAACGACUAUUGAAUGCACACCGGCGUAGCUUAGAAAGCACUAAAGAGGCUCGUACAGCCAGAAGAAUGGAGAAAACAGUAUUACAAGACUUUUUAGAAGAAGAAGAAGGUUUAAUGUAUGGGGCCGGAAUAGCAGAAUAAACGUUCAAGUCGAUUUUUCAGCGAUAACCGAGAAGAACAUUACAACGCCCGCCAAUGGACGGGAAAUUUCAGAGAGGGGUCCAGAUUAUAUAUUAUAUAUUGAAAUUAAA
This is a messenger RNA of Nylanderia fulva, 1864 nucleotides long. RefSeq lists its product as uncharacterized. The record is from RefSeq and is a predicted model, not a curated record. NCBI's taxonomy places the organism in Eukaryota, Metazoa, Arthropoda, Insecta, Hymenoptera, Formicidae.